CGCAUUUGUCUACCAUACCACCACACCCAUCCAUAGCAAGAAUCUUAACAUUCUCAACCACGUUUGAAUGAUGGAAAAUCCACAAUCUGUUCAGUUAAAUAAUUAUGUUGGCUUCGAUUCCAUUACUUCCCAAAUCAACCGUAAAUUAGUCCGCCGUGGAUUUCAAUUUAACGUUAUGGUAGUGGGUCCUUCUGGAAGUGGAAAGAGUACACUUGUUAAUACCUUAUUCUCUGCUCAUUUAAUGAACAGCAAAGGCCGAGUUGAUAUUCAGACUCCAUAUCGCCAGACUACUGAGAUUAAUGUUACCAGUCAUGCGGUACAUGAAAAUCGUGUUCAAUUGCAGUUAAAUCUCAUUGAUACACCUGGUUACGGCGACCAAAUAAACAAUGACAAAUGUUGGGAACCUAUUGUCAAGUACAUUCGUGAUCAACAUUCUUCCUAUUUGCGACGUGAAUUAAACUCUCAUCGUGAAAAGCGUCUUCAAGACACCAGAGUGCAUUGCUGUCUAUUCUUUAUUCGUCCCACUGGUCAUUCUUUACGCCCUAUUGAUAUUGCUGUCUUGAAACGCCUUACUGAGCUCGUAAACGUCGUUCCUGUAAUCGCCAAGUCAGACUCUUUAACUCUCGAAGAGCGCGGUGCUUUCAAGCAACAGAUUAGAGAAGAGAUUGCAAAGCAUGAUAUUAAAUUGUAUCCUUAUGAUAGCGAUGAUAUUGAUGAUGAAGAGCUAAGCCUUAAUGCAGCCGUUCGUAAUCUUAUUCCGUUUGCUGUUGUCGGCUCAGAAAAGAAUAUUAUUGUCGAUGGAAAGCCUAUUCGUGGACGACAGAACAGAUGGGGUGUCGUUAAUGUCGAUGAUGAAAACCACUGUGAAUUUGUUUUCCUUCGUAACUUUUUAAUGCGCACUCAUUUGCAUGAUCUUAUAGAAACUACUUCCUUAUAUCACUAUGAAAGAUUCCGUUCCAAACAACUCAGCAGCUUAAAGGAACAAUCUUCCAUGGCCUCUAGAAUGGCAAGUCCUACUCCUACUUUCCCUACUGACCAUCUUCACCCAUCUGCUACUAUCGCAAAUUAGUCUUUUUUAUUUCAACUUUUCGACAAGCAUUAAUAUUCAAUAAUAUAUUAGUUUAUUCUAUCUCAAAUUUAUUCUAAGGUAAUGUGGACAAA
Messenger RNA from Schizosaccharomyces cryophilus OY26, 1161 nucleotides. RefSeq names its product septin Spn2. The coding region runs from base 68 to 1069 and encodes 333 amino acids. The transcript has 5 exons. Gene Ontology annotation, cellular component: septin complex; cell division site; septin ring. Gene Ontology annotation, biological process: cytoskeleton-dependent cytokinesis. Gene Ontology annotation, molecular function: GTPase activity; GTP binding; molecular adaptor activity. The record is from RefSeq and is a predicted model, not a curated record. Lineage: Eukaryota; Fungi; Ascomycota; Schizosaccharomycetes; Schizosaccharomycetales; Schizosaccharomycetaceae.